AUUGGCACUACUGGUUUUUCCUCACUUCCGUCUUGUGUCUGUCGUUUGUGUCCUUUUUUACAGCGUGUCAUGGUGGAGUAAAAGCUAUCAAAAUGCCACAAAACGAAUAUAUUGAACGUCAUCGUAAAUUGUACGGUCGAAGGCUUGAUUAUGAAGAACGUAAGAGAAAGAAAGAGGCACGUGAGCCACAUAAAAGAGCUCAAAUUGCUAAAAGCCUCCGUGGUAUUAAAGCUAAAAUAUUUAAUAAAGAACGAAGAAAUGAAAAAAUACAGAUGAAAAAGAAAAUUAAGGCACAUGAAGAAAAGAACAUUAAGAAAACUACAGAAAAAGUUCCUGAAGGAGCUUUGCCAGUGUAUUUGUUGGAUCGUGAUGUUCAAUCUAGAGCAAAAGUUUUAUCAAACAUGAUAAAACAAAAACGUAAAGAGAAAGCUGGUAAAUGGGACGUACCUAUCCCUAAAGUUAGAGCACAAGCUGAUUCAGAAGUACUGAGAGUGGUCAAAUCAGGUAAAACUAAAAGAAAAGCAUGGAAGAGAAUGGUGACAAAAGUUACAUUUGUUGGAGAAGGAUUUACUAGAAAACCACCAAAGUUUGAAAGGUUUAUUAGACCUAUGGCAUUGAGGUUUAAAAAGGCUCAUGUAACACAUCCAGAGUUGAAAGCUACUUUUUAUCUGCCUAUAAUAGGUGUCAAAAAAAAUCCAAGUUCGCCAAUGUUUACAAGUUUAGGUGUUAUUACUAAGGGUACUGUUAUUGAAGUUAAUAUUUCUGAAUUAGGUCUAGUUACGCAAGCUGGUAAAGUUGUGUGGGGGAAAUAUGCACAAGUGACAAAUAACCCAGAAAACGAUGGAUGUAUAAAUGCUGUUCUUUUAGUUUAAAAUAAAUUGUGUCUUGUAUUAUGAUGCAUUGUAUUUAUAUGUUGAAGUAAAUAUUCUCUUCUACCAG
This is a messenger RNA of Anoplophora glabripennis (Asian longhorned beetle), 939 nucleotides long. RefSeq names its product ribosome biogenesis protein NSA2 homolog (gene Ip259). The record is from RefSeq and is a predicted model, not a curated record. Gene Ontology annotation, biological process: maturation of LSU-rRNA; maturation of 5.8S rRNA. The transcript has 2 exons. Lineage: Eukaryota; Metazoa; Arthropoda; Insecta; Coleoptera; Cerambycidae. Gene Ontology annotation, cellular component: nucleolus; preribosome, large subunit precursor. The coding region runs from base 93 to 872 and encodes 259 amino acids.